This is a messenger RNA of Exophiala aquamarina CBS 119918, 2055 nucleotides long. Its product is annotated as primary-amine oxidase. The record is from RefSeq and is a predicted model, not a curated record. The transcript has 3 exons. Gene Ontology annotation, biological process: amine metabolic process. NCBI's taxonomy places the organism in Eukaryota, Fungi, Ascomycota, Eurotiomycetes, Chaetothyriales, Herpotrichiellaceae. Bases 1 to 2055 code for a protein of 684 amino acids. Gene Ontology annotation, molecular function: copper ion binding; quinone binding; primary methylamine oxidase activity.
AUGGCAUCCUCAAGGCCUCACCCCCUUGACCCAUUGACGCCAUCGGAGAUUGGAACAACUGCGAAUCAUGUCCGCUCGGCAUUUCUCGGCCAAAGUGUAUACUUCCGAGUCAUCACAUUGUCCGAGCCCGUCAAGACAGAGAUGAUCGCUUUUUUGGAUGCGGAACACAGUUCUGGCAGCGAGCCCUCGUUGCCGUAUCCAGCCCGACUUGCCAUGGUCCAGGCAUUCUUGGGCGCACGCAACAGUGAUAACUUCUACCAGCUCAAGGUCAAUGUCGCAUCGGGCGAAAUUGUUCAGAAGAAGCAAUUGACUGGCUGUCACCCGCAUGUCGAUGUCAAUGACAUGCAAAAGACCGAAAGUGCAUGUCUGGCCGAUCCGCAGGUUCAAGCUGCCAUCAAAGACAUGAAAUUGCCCGAAGGAGCCAUCGUCAAAGUCGAACCGUGGACUUAUGGGACAGAUGGUAUGAAUGAUAUGAAGCAAAAGAUUACCAUGUGCUACUUCUACAUGCAGCUCAUCACACACUCGGAUGCAAACUACUAUGCGUACCCGCUUCAAUUGUGUGUCGAGAUGUCUGGAGACGCUCAGGUGCUCAAGAUCUAUUAUCUUCCUCAGGGCACUUCGAAUGAUGUCAGCACCACAGCCACACCAUACGACUCGAGGAAGAUCCACGACUCAAGCAUCGAAUACCAUCCGGAUCUGGUGCCGAACCAUCGCACCACCACCAAACCAUAUCACGUCUCUCAACCUGAGGGCCCCUCUUUCCAGGCCAAUGGCAAUCUCAUCACGUGGGAGAAAUGGAGGCUUCGGGUCGGCUUCAACUAUCGCGAGGGCCUUACCCUCCAUGAUGUCCGCUAUGGCGGUCGCAGUCUGUUCUACCGACUAUCUCUUUCCGAAAUGUUCGUCCCUUACGGUGACGGCCGCAUGCCAUAUAACCGCAAAGCAGCAUUCGAUCUAGGCAAUGACGGAGCGGGAGUCAAUUCCAACAAUUUGCGGCUUGGUUGCGAUUGCCUUGGCCACAUCACAUACUUUGAUGGGUGGCAUACCACCAGCGACGGGACGCCGAUCAAACUCCCAAACGCAGUGUGCUGCCACGAGGUUGAUGACGGGAUUCUGUGGAAACACACUAAUUUCCGAACGGGCAAUGCCGUGGUGACGCGCGCGAGAGUUUUGGUUCUCCAGACCAUCAUAACGGUCUCCAACUAUGAAUACAUCUUCGCCUUCCAUUUCGGACAGGACGCGUCGCUGCACUACGAAGUCCGAGCCACCGGAAUUGUCUCGACCGUGCCGAUCAACAUAGGCGACAGGGUCCCGUACGGCACGACAGUUGCCCCGGGCAUUAUGGCACCUUACCAUCAACACAUCUUCUCGCUCCGAAUCGACCCGGCCAUCGCAGGGAACAAGAACUCUCUCGUCGUCGAAGAAUCACAUCCAAUGCCAAUCCAAGAUCCGAAAGUUUACAACCCGUUCGGGAUCGGCUACACCACAACCUCCCAGAUCGUAGAGAGUGAAGGGGCCCUCGACCUCGACCACACCGUCAACCGGACCUUCAAAAUCAUCAACGAGGACGUCAUCAACCCCGUGACGAACGGCCCCGUAGGCUACAAGCUAACCCCCUUCUACAGCCAAAUGCUGCUGGCACACCCGUCAUCGUACCAUGCAAGACGCUCUGAAUUCGCCGCCCAUGCCGUCUGGGUCACACGGUACCACGAUGACGAACUCUUCGCCGCCGGCCAGCAUACCAUGCAGUCGCUGGGCGGGCAGGGGAUCGCGUCGUGGAUCAAGAAGCGCCAAGACGACCAGAAACUGGAGACCAGUGUGAGGAACGAGGAUAUCGUCGUCUGGCACUCGUUUGGGUCUACCCAUAACCCCCGUGUCGAGGACUGGCCCGUCAUGCCGUGUGAGAAGAUGACGGUGGGGCUCAAGCCGGUGAAUUUCUUCAACGCGAAUCCGGCCAUCGACGUUGCUGUCUCGACGCAGGAGAGGAACAGGAGUGUUUUGGUUAACGAUGCCCGUGCUGGAGAUGGUGUCUUGGUUAAUGGCCACUGUGCGAGGUGA